Molecule: messenger RNA, 342 nt
Organism: Penaeus vannamei (Pacific white shrimp)
Lineage: Eukaryota; Metazoa; Arthropoda; Malacostraca; Decapoda; Penaeidae
Source: RefSeq, a predicted model, not a curated record
AUGGCAAAUGGAGAGGCGUACAGAAAUGAGUCAAUGCCUUUAAUAGUUCUAGAGAAGGCCUAUGAUAGAGUGCCAAGGCAGGAGCUCUGGAGAUGCAUGAGAAGGGAGUGCCCAAAAAAAUAUGUUCGGAUCAUCCAGGACAUGUAUGAAGGAGCAAGAACUCGGUUGAGAACCAUUGUUGGCACAACAGGAUGGAUCUCAGAUAGAGUUGGCCUACAUCAUGGGUCCCCUUUGAGUCCUUAUCUGUUCGACCAAAUUAUAGAUGUAUUGGCGGAAGAGGUUAAAGAACAGGCUCCCUGGUGCAUGAUGUUUGCAGACGACAUUUUAUCCCAGUACCAGUAA